Messenger RNA from Pieris brassicae (large cabbage white), 4233 nucleotides. RefSeq lists its product as uncharacterized. Gene Ontology annotation, cellular component: plasma membrane. The record is from RefSeq and is a predicted model, not a curated record. The coding region runs from base 277 to 2550 and encodes 757 amino acids. Lineage: Eukaryota; Metazoa; Arthropoda; Insecta; Lepidoptera; Pieridae. The transcript is spliced from 14 exons.
GGUGCGACUCGACACUCGCCGCUUCGUACUCCGCAAUAAUUCAUAUUGCUUAAACAAACAUGUCAAGAUUAUUUAGUGACGUUGUGUUAACGAAUAUGAACAUGUUAGUGUUAGUGGAAAGUUGAAGAUGUAAUCUUAUGUACACAGUGGGAACUCUUUGAAAUGUAAAAUAUUCCAUAGAACAAUGUUUCGAUAAUAUUUACGAAAGUGCAGUGAGUCCAUUAACAAUGGAUUACAAUUUGGAUUAAGUGAGAGUUACAUUCGAAAAUCGUGAAUAUGGAGGGUGCUAUCCUUAGCACCCAGAGUAAUAACAGAUUUCGUGCACACCUGAAGAAUGCUGCGACGGCGUUGUGCGCUCGUACGCUGCCAAAAUCGAGGAGUAAUGAUACAGCGUCAAGUAGCGCGAAGCAUCACACUUACCCAAGAGCCACUCCGCCGAAGCGGGCACCCAUUUUAUGCCGGAUGGAGCCGCUUAUAUGCGAUUUGCCAGCUCCUUUGAAAUCGAAUGACAUCAAAAGUGAUGUCAAUCACACGCCUAAAUCGAAUGGUGUUGUAAAGUUGCCGGGAACUUUGUCUAGGGAGGUGGCGAACGCCUGGGAGUGCCGCGUGGGACCGCCCGCCCAACCCGCGCCCGCCUACAUCGUGCAGAGCCUCUUCAACGACUUAGAACUAUAUCCUACUAAGACUCAGGUUUUUGAGAUGCUGGUUUGUGCGCGCCAGUGUGCUCGACGGAAAUCCCUGAUCCUCACUUUUGGGGAGUUUUGUGUCUUCGCUGCUGAGUUGCGACGGUGCUCCAGGCAGACCAGAUCGACGUCAAAUAAACCUGAGUCGCCCGUAUGGAGUGUCGACAAAGAGCUAAGAGAGAAGGAAAUUUGUAAACAUGUCAAUGGUAGCGAGGCGUCACCAGCUCCGUGCGAGGUGUUUUUGGGUGGCUCGUGCAACCCUACCACUUGGAGAUCGGAUAUCGCAAUACCGAUGCUUAAGCAAAUGGGAAUCACAUAUUUUAAUCCUCAAGUAGAUGAUUGGUCGACAGAGUUAAUAGAAGUCGAGCACCGCGCUAAAGCACAGGCGCGUGCGCUGUUAUUCGUAUUGGACAGCGAGACGCGGGCUGUCGCGGCCUGCGUUGAGGCAGCACACCUUGCAGCUGCACCCAGGGAUCUAUUGCUAGUGUUGAGGCCUUACUCGAGACAUCAGGCUAUCGGCAGGGAGACGAUAUCAGACCAAGAGUAUAUAGAACUGUCUCGUGCCCGUUCGACGUUGCAAGAAGUAGUGGAAAGGCGAGGCCUACCCGCCUUUACAGACAUCCCAGCUGCUUUACGCUGCGCCCGGGCCGUACUACGAGGCGCUAGAACGCAUCCCAGACAUUCUCUGGGCCACACAAUUCUUCGACUCAAAAGGGCAUACGACGCAGCAGGCGGUCGAAACGCGUGGUUGACACGCGCUCGCGCAAUAGAUGCGUUAAAAGAGGCGACGCGUGCAUCCCGAGAUGUAGCAGAGCGCGUUCUACCACCAAACGCAGAUACAAUUGACUUUGAAACAUUCUGCGGAGCCGUCGCCGAGUUAGCUGCUGAUGCAGGGUCCCGGCCAAGUAUGAGCGUAGCAGCGCGUGUACGUCGCGCGUUUCGAAAUCUGCGCGAUUUUAUCACUUCACCAACAACACCCGAAUACCAACGUAACAAGGGUCAAGAGAAGGAAGUGGGUGAAUCAGCUAGUACGCAAGAGCGUGUGUCGCCGCUCGCGCAGCGCGAUUCUAACGGAUACGCUCGUAAUCCACGGCUUCGUGCGCACGGGCAGAAAUUGUCUUUGGUUAUACCCAAGAAUGGCGGCAAGACAGGCGAGGAGUCAGGUUCAAGCAGCGCCGAUAGUGUGUUCACUCCAGGCACCGAGCGACGCUUGGAGCGACUGCCCGCAUUGCUCGGAGCGCCUGCUCAUCAUGUAUACCUUGCAGGAACUUUCCCCUCAAAUAGUAGACGUCCCGAAGAUAUCCUUCGUCGGGAAGGUUUCACAUACGUGAUACCUAGAGUCAACGACUAUACACGUCUAUUUUCAACGCCCACCCGUCGUUCUGCGCCGGCGCAUCCUGAAUCGCCGUGCAGAGAUAAAAAGCCAAGGCCCGCUUCUCCAAUUUCGCCGCUUGAAGACGUUGAAUUAAGGGAAAAAAAGGAAGAGAGAAGCUCGGAGAGAUUGAGCGCAUCUGACUUCUAUACUGUCACGGAGGAUGUUACGCCGCAGCCUUUUAAAGGCACCUUUGAUGAGGACCUGUUGCUAGGUUCACGCGUGUUAGUGUUUUCGCUGUCAUCGUCGUCGCCUAACUUCUCGACGAUGGUGAUAGCGGCGCACUAUAUGGGCCUUCGCCCCGCUAACACCCUACUCAUCGUGCAACCGAUGCAGGCCCCGCCUACUACCGUGCACCAGUUCAGCGAAGCAGCGGUAAAGGACUACAAUAGGGGACGGCAUUAUCUAAUAGACCUAGCUCGUCGCGCGGCCGUGCCUGUCUUUGACAACGUAGAAGACGCCAUGGCCUGCGUACUUAACCGAUUGCGCACGUAAUCGUUCGUUAGUUACGUACGUAUACUUGGAUAUUUCGUGGCGUAUUUUUAGUGUAUCACUAUUGUUUAGACAAAUAUAUUGUCGUUUAAUUAUUAGUAACUCUAUACGGUCACUAGUUAGUAUCUACGUAGCGCCUGCAAAGCCGGGGCAGUAGUAGUAAUAUAAAGUCAAAGUACCAAUUCUACUCAAGUAUACGUACGUGUGUGCUCGUUUUAAACGCCGUAGAAACGGUUAAAUCGGCGAAUAGAAUUCUCGAUUUUUUAAAAGUUUACAUCACAUUCAGAUAUGAAUCUCAGGCCCACUUCGCGUUCAGCCUAUACAUUGAACAAAAGGCGAUAUUAUUACUGAAGGUUCCGUUUCCACGUUUCACUAACCGUGUUCAUAAUCACAAAAGUAGACAUCACAAAGCCCAUAGUUCAAGGUGGCGAGGAGUCUCAACUCUAUUCGUAUGUACUUACGUCUUAUUUUAGUUUAGCAAAAGUCUCUCUUUAUUUUACCACUCUCUAGUGUAUGUGUGUGAGAGAAUGUGUUUAACAACUGUGAUGAUCAUUUUAGUAAAUUGCAAUGCAGAAACAUUUUAAUUAGUAUAAUUUUUUUAUCGAAAUAGAUAUUUUAGCUGAAUCUUUGACAGAGCGUCAGCGCGAUAUUUGUUACGGAUGAGCUGGGGAACAUAUGGACGAACGUACGAAAUUUAUGAGUAAAUUUUAUUGUCACUAAUGUUUUAAUCCGUUAUGUUUUUCGUUUGCAUGUCCGCCAGCUCUUUUAAUUCACGCGAGUAGAGUGUAAUUAGGAUAAUACUGACUGAGAAAAUGUCAUGUCGGAUUGUGUAGUCUUUUAGACGAUUCUCUCAAAUUAGAUCUUAUUAGUGUAUUUUGUGUUGUAGUUACUAAACUCCAGUAAUGCGUCUAAGAGUACAAAAAAUUGCUCAUGUAGCACAUUUACCACUUAAUAUGCAAAAUUAUAAUGUUGUCAUUUAUACUCAUUUUAAAUUUAGAUAAAAUUCUAAUGCUUGCAAUUUGUCUUCAAGUUUUUGAAGCUAUUUGCUGAAUAGUAAGAUGGUGACAGUAAUUUUUCUUUCGUCCAACAUCAUUCAUAUCCCAAAAGCUUAGAAAUGUAUUAAUGUUAUUACUGAAUUUAUGUAUAAAAUGAAGUGCAUUUUUCAUCGUAAAUCUUGUUAAUAAUAAAAAUGUAUUUUUUAUUCCAUGUAAUUGAAUUAAUAUGUGAAUUAUGAAUUUUUAUGCUAUGAGAUUGACAGUUUUCUAUAAGUGAAAACAUGUCGAAGAUUUUCUAGAACUUAUAGUCAAAUCCUUAAGUGAGCCAUGAUCUAAAACAAGUACAUCACUAAAAAAAAUUAUUAUAAAUAAUUACAAUUUGUAAAGUAAUAACGAAUUUGUCCAAUAGAGGUCGUGGUUAUCAAUUUUUUUUAUUUAAAAUAUGUAUGAAGUUUAUUGUCACCUCUUACAAUUAGAUAAGUUUUAAAACAUACCUGACCACUGUCACUAAAUAAUCGGCAAAUGUUAUUUGCUAGUCACAGUAUCCAUUUAUAUGUAAGUAUUUUGUAAUAUUGUUUGAUAGUACAAAAAUCUAAUUUAUAGAGGAAAUAUUUCAUAUAUUAAUUUGUAAUUAUAUGCCAUGUACGCUUAUUUAAAACAUCACCUGUAAAUAUAGAAAUUUUAAUUAAUA